CAGUCUUCCGUCAGCCGCCAUGUCCCGCCAGAGCAGCCUCCUCAACUUUUUCCCCAAAUCUGCAGGGAAGGACGGUGGUGGCAGCAGCGGAGGCAGCAGAAGCCCCCCAAGCGACGCCGAGGGACCCCCGCGGGCCUCGAGUAGAGGCCAUGGCAGCACCCGGGGCAGGACGCGGGCGCCGCCGACGGAUUGUGACUGUGAAUAUUCGCCUGGUGACCUGGUUUGGGCCAAACUUGAAGGCUAUCCUUGGUGGCCAUGCCUCGUGUACAAGCACCCAACAGAAGGGAUACUUUUCAGGGGGAGAGGAAGAGCCUCUCGCAUCCAUGUGCAGUUUUUCGAUGAUGACCCAUCAAGGGGCUGGGUUAGCAUUCGAUACAUACGACCAUAUGCAGGUUCUACUGGCAGAGAUACUCAGAGGGGAGGUAUGUUUUACAGUUCAAAACCUGAGAUUAAAAGAGCAAUGGAAUUGGCAGAUGCUGCUUUGAGAAAAGAGAAAAGUGAGCGACUUGAUCUGGCAGUGUGCGACAAAGCUUCAGAAAGUGAGGAGGAGGAUGAAGAAGAGAUGGAGCAGGUGAGUGAUGAGGGUGAUGAUUUUGACACGACAGCGGAAGUGAAGAAAAGUAGAAAUAAAAGGACAGCUGGACAACAGAAACGUGAUGGGAAAACCAAAAGGCGGAAGGUUGUCAUAGAUUCAGAAAGUGAUAAUGAGGGUUCAGACAUGGAAUUUAAGCCGGACCAAGUCAGCAGCGAUGAAAAUAGUGUUGGAGGAGGUGACAGUGAGGCAUCUGAAUCUGAGGGUGGCCCAGGAAAGAAAGCAAAACAUCCCAUUAAAGUUCUUCCUAAACACUCUCCUAAAGAAAUGCCGGAAAAGGUAUAUAAACCUCUGCAGAACGAUAAUCUUCAAAACAAUUUCCCUCAAACUCCCAACAGAGAAAUGAAUCUUUCUUCUGAGAUCAUGUAUAAGUUAGCAUCUUUUGCAGCUCCUGAACAUUUUGAUUAUCGGGCAAGCAUUAAUGGAGGAGGAGGAGAUGCCAACCCAACUGUGUGGGAACAUGAUAAAAUUGAUUGGCUCCAAGAUGGUAAAAGGAGAGAUGGUCGUAGGAGACGACAAAAUGAUCCAGAUUAUGACCCAGGUACUCUUUUUGUACCGGAGGACUAUCUUAAAAACUGCUCCCCGGGAAUGCGGAAGUGGUGGGAGCUGAAGAGUCAGAACUUUGACUGCGUGGUUUUCUAUAAGGUUGGGAAGUUCUAUGAGUUGUACCACAUGGAUGCUGUUGUUGGGGUUAACAAGCUUGGAUUGGUAUUCAUGAAAGGCACUUGGGCUCACUCAGGUUUCCCAGAAAUAGCCUUUGACAGAUUCUCCAGUGUCCUAGUCCAGAAAGGUCAUAAAGUUGUCCGUGUUGAGCAGAUGGAGACUCCAGAGAUGAUGGAAGCCCGCUGUAAAUCCUUGGUUCACCCAACAAAAUUUGACAGAGUCGUGCGCCGAGAAGUAUGCAGGAUAAUUUCAAAAGGGACACAAACCUAUAGCAUUCUGGAUAGUGACUGUUUGGAAACCCAUAACAGAUACCUGCUUUGUGUGAAAGAGAAAGUUGAUGAUUCUGCUGGCCUCCAUCGUACCUAUGGGGUAUGCUUUGUUGAUACAACAGUGGGGAAGUUCUAUCUGGGUCAAUUCUUGGAUGACCGUCAUUGUUCAAGGUUUAGAACACUUUUGGCACAUUAUACUCCUGUGCAGAUCCUUUUUGAGCGAGGGAACCCCUCUGCAGAAACACAAAAGAUACUCAAAGCCUUGCUGUCCUCUACCAUGCAAGAAAGUUUGUCCGCUGGCUCUCAGUUCUGGAAUGCAACUAAAACACUGAAAACUCUCAUUGAAGAAGGCUACUUCCAGGGCCAGGAAAAUGCAAGUAAUAGACUUAUUCUGCCUCCUGUAAUCAGAUCCAUGACUGCAGAAAGUGAUUCAUUGGGACUUACUCCUGGAGAAAAUUGUGAGCUUGCUCUCUCUGCUCUUGGUAGUUGUGUCUUCUAUCUUAAGAAAUGUAUUAUUGACCAGGAACUUUUUUCAAUGGCAAAAUUUGAAGAAUACAUUCCUGUGGAUGUUGAUAUUGCAAAAGGAAUGAAGUCAAGUAGUAUCUUUGCUAAAACAAGCCAGAGGAUGGUGCUGGAUGGGGUGACUCUGGCAAACCUGGAAAUACUGCAGAAUGGAACUACUGGCUCAGUAGAAGGCACUUUGCUAGAACAAAUUGACACUUGUUGUACAGCCUUUGGAAGAAGACUCCUGAAACAAUGGCUCUGUGCACCAUUGUGUAAUCCUUGCAGUAUCAAUGACCGCUUGGAUGCAGUAGAAGAUCUCCUAGCUGAAGCUGCCAAAAUGUCUGAAAUUCGUGACCUUCUUAGAAAACUCCCAGACCUUGAAAGACUUUUGAGUAAAAUUCACAGUAUUGGAUCUUCACUUAAGAACAAGAACCACCCAGACAACAGAGCUUUUUUGUAUGAGGAGGCCAGAUAUAGCAAGAAGAAGAUCAUAGACUUCUUGUCUGCAUUAGAAGGAUUUAAAGUUGUAGUUGAAGUUAUCUCAAUUUUGGAAGAUAUUGUUGAUGAUUUUACAUCCAAAACACUAAAACAGAUAGUGACAGUCAAAUCUAAAAAUCCAGCAGGCUGUUUCCCAGACUUGAAAGCAGAACUUGAAAGGUGGGAUGCGGCCUUUGAUCAUAGCAUUGCGCGGAAGACAGGUGUGGUUAAUCCCAAAACUGGGUUUGACUCUGAUUAUGAUAAAGCACUAGAGGAUAUAAGUGUUGUUGAGGAGCAACUUCGUCAGUAUUUGGAAACACAACGCAAACAGCUUGGUGUCAGAGCCAUGAUGUAUUGGGGAGCAGGCAAAAACCGUUACCAAAUGGAGAUUUCAGAGACUGCAGUGCCUCGGGACUUGCCUGACGAAUAUGUGUUGAAAUCCAGUAGAAAGGGCUAUAAGCGGUACUGGACCAAAGAUAUAGAGAAGAUGCUGAAUGAUAUUGUCAAUGCUGAAGAGCGGAGGGAUACAGCACAGAAAAGCUGUAUGAAAAGGUUGUUCUACGACUUCGAUAAGAACGGCAAAGACUGGCAAACGGCAGUAGAAUGCAUUGCAGUUCUAGAUGUCCUACUCUGCCUUGCACAUUAUAGUCAGGGAUGCGAUGGUCCAUUGUGCCGACCUGUGCUCUUGCUGCCCGAGAACAACGCCGCACCUUUUCUUGAGCUGAAACGUUCACGCCACCCAUGCAUUACGAAAACGUUCUUCGGAGAUGACUUCAUCCCUAACGAUAUACUUAUAGGUGUAGAGGAUGAAGACGGAGACUCUGAGAAUAAAGCUUGCUUAGUUCUAGUGACUGGCCCAAACAUGGGAGGCAAGUCUACGCUCAUGAGACAGGCUGGCCUCUUGGUAAUAAUGGCCCAGUUGGGAUGCUUUGUACCUGCUGAAACUUGCAGGCUUACGCCUGCUGAUCGGGUCUUCACCAGACUAGGGGCUUCAGAUAGAAUUAUGUCAGGGGAGAGUACAUUCUUCGUUGAGCUGAGUGAGACUUCAAGUAUAUUACAGCAUGCGACAGAGUAUUCCCUUGUUCUUAUGGAUGAACUAGGUAGAGGCACAGCUACAUUUGAUGGAACUGCUAUUGCUAGUGCAGUUGUCAAAGAACUUUCAGAGAGUAUUAAAUGUCGCACUAUGUUUUCAACACAUUACCAUUCUUUGGUAGAAGAUUUUUCUCAUAGCCCCUCUGUGCAGUUGGGGCACAUGGCUUGUAUGGUGGAAAAUGAAAGUGAGGAUCCUAGCCAAGAAACCAUCACGUUCCUCUACAAAUUCAUUCAAGGGGCUUGCCCUAAAAGCUACGGCUUUAAUGCCGCAAGGCUUGCUAACAUUCCAGAAGAAGUUAUUCAGAAAGGUCACAAAAAGGCAAGAGAGUUUGAGACAACUACUCUCUCACUGAAAGUGUUUAGGAACCUUUGCCGGAUAGCUGAAGGAGCACCAGCAGUCAGAGAUGAUCUCAACAAACUAACUAUGCUUCUUGGUUGAGACCCUGUAUAGUUUUUACAGCAGUUUUCAAAGGCAGUAUGCAAACAACACAAUGAUCUAAUAAACUUUAUUUUUUAAAAAUGA
Elgaria multicarinata webbii is the source of this 4120-nucleotide messenger RNA. It is a transcript of the gene MSH6, whose product is annotated as mutS homolog 6. Gene Ontology annotation, biological process: mismatch repair. Gene Ontology annotation, molecular function: ATP binding; ATP-dependent DNA damage sensor activity; mismatched DNA binding. The transcript has 10 exons. The record is from RefSeq and is a predicted model, not a curated record. Gene Ontology annotation, cellular component: MutSalpha complex; nucleus. Lineage: Eukaryota; Metazoa; Chordata; Lepidosauria; Squamata; Anguidae. The coding region runs from base 20 to 4036 and encodes 1338 amino acids.